This is a messenger RNA of Monoraphidium neglectum, 225 nucleotides long. RefSeq lists its product as hypothetical. NCBI's taxonomy places the organism in Eukaryota, Viridiplantae, Chlorophyta, Chlorophyceae, Sphaeropleales, Selenastraceae. The transcript has a single exon. The annotation marks the transcript as partial. The record is from RefSeq and is a predicted model, not a curated record.
AUGGCGAGCACCGGCGAACACCUGAGGGCGCGGGCCGCGCAUGUUGAGGCGCCUGCCGCCCCUGAGGCCGCUGCGGAGGGCGACGAGGGCGCCUCGGCGGCCCCUGCUGCCGCCGCUGCAGCUGCUCCCACUGCUGCUGGUGCCCCGUCAGCCACCAGGGAUGAGGAGACCAUUUUGGUGGGGGAGAUCUCUGUGGCCAAAAAGAUCAUCUCAGCCCUCAAGAAG